UUGCAGUCCAGCGCCUGUGCCAAGUAUGUUAUCUCCUUCUAUCUUUCUUCAUUUCUCCCUCUCUCUAUCUAUCUAUCUCUCUCUCCUCCUUUUGGUGUAUGCAUGGAUAGUUUGAUCAGGACACUUCGAAAGUCGACGCCGCUGCCAAAACAACAGCUUGAGCUGUUCAUCGCUCCAGGGCCAAAGGGUGUUCUCGAGGGUGAUUCGGAAGAGAUGACCGAUAGAUCUCCGGACACCCCUACACACCACAUGGCAUGGACUGACCGGCUGUCAGCAGUCGAAUGUGGAUAG
Molecule: messenger RNA, 291 nt
Organism: Protopolystoma xenopodis
Lineage: Eukaryota; Metazoa; Platyhelminthes; Monogenea; Polystomatidea; Polystomatidae
Source: the annotation of a GenBank genome assembly